Messenger RNA from Zootermopsis nevadensis, 2649 nucleotides. RefSeq lists its product as uncharacterized. Gene Ontology annotation, molecular function: protein binding. The record is from RefSeq and is a predicted model, not a curated record. NCBI's taxonomy places the organism in Eukaryota, Metazoa, Arthropoda, Insecta, Blattodea, Termopsidae.
UCAAAAGAGUGUUGUAAAGAUACAUAAUAAUUUUUACCAAAGGGAUUAAUGGUUUUUCUCAAUGUACCCUGCCCUAAAUAGAUAACUACCGUCUCCUCCUGCACCAUUCCCAAUAAGCGUCGUUACAUUAAGAACGAAAUAAUAUUCAAACGUUCUUGCCUGAAACGUCCAGCAAGUUUGUCCUCGGCUGUUUCCGUUCCCAAGCCAUUGAAUCUCUACGAGUCUUUUGUGAUCAGAAUGACAAUGAUGACGUAACACACAAAUAUAGCCGCGUCAUGUCACUAACACGUACAUAUUAGCGCCAAUUAGCGACUUAUUCAACAGUUGAUGUCCGCCUGGAACAGAGACGCAUUUCAAGAAUCAGUGUCCUGCGGUUUGGCGCAUCAUGCAGAACGUCUUGAAGUGCGUUGUUACCGUUGCAUCGUUCCUGCUGCUCCGGAUGAUGCCAGUGUCUUCGGAGUGUCCAGAGUGUUGUACGUGUCGGAGUGGAACGUUCAGAUGUCGGAACGCUUCGUUGAAGUCUGUACCCAGCAAUCUGUGUAAUGACACCAUCAACAUCGAUAUGUCGUUCAACAGUAUAUCGACACUUAACAACAAUAUCUUCGACAACAUGCCUCUUCUGAAGACGAUCUUCGUAAGUGAUAAUGAUAUCAAAGGUGUGGAUCCGGACGUAUUUAACCAACUGCAAGACCUGAGACAAAUAGAUUUACACAAUAAUAAUAUCGAUUACAUCCAUCCAAGCCUGUUUCAGUAUAACCAUAAACUUUCCAUAUUGGACCUUAGUUGUAACAAAAUAAUACGUUUACGGCUUGAUUUUAAUUCCAAUACUGAACUAAAGUUUUUUAAUUUAAGCUUUAAUAAUCUUACAUUUGAAGAUCUGACCAAUUUCCUUCCAGUACCCUCUCUCCAGGUUCUAGACAUAUCAUAUAACCAAAUAGAGACCAUAAGUGGUAAAGUAUUUGGUGAGAUGGUUAAUCUAACACAUCUGAAUAUAUCUGGUAAUCCCGAGUUAGAAUACGACUGUAAUCUAAGAACUCUGUUGACGUUGUGUUUGGAACAGAACAUUAGCUGUGGUACUGAUGACGAACAGUCUUUCAGAAUGGUUGAUAAUCUGUACUGUGAAACUGAAGAACUGCCUAAGGCCAUGUCGUUAACCCAAGACACGGACGAAAUGUUAAAUACCAGUGCCGGUACCACUGAGGAUGGCGUGGAUGAAGGCAGUGGAGUGGACGGAAACACAGGUAUUUCGGAUAAUAGAUCCAGUGAAUUUAAUUCCACUGAAGAAGUGUUAAUUGAACCGACCAUCACAUCAAACGAUGAUUGGACGCUUAUAGUAAUUAUUGUUAGUUCCGUGUGUUGUGUCGUCAUAGUGAUCACAGUGGCAGUGAUUAUUAUACGUAACCGUAGAAAUUCUCGCGAAGAAACGUCUGGAAAUCUAUCUCGCACAAAUUCUAUUGAUUAUCUCAACCAAGAAGAUCAGUUCAACAGACGUUAUAAGAAUCCAAGAAACAACAAUAUUAAAUUACGUAAUCAUUAUGAUCGUGUAAUUCCUUCAGAGCUCAGUAGAAAUGUUUUACAGUUUCAAGUUGGUGACACUGUUGCGGCGGAAGUGGUACGCGUUCCAAGUUUUAAGACUCGUGGUGUGGCAACACCGUUGAAUCUUCCGGAAGAGAUUUCUCCUGAAGAAACCAAACUGACUGUUCCUAACAGAAGAAUUGUACCUCACCAGCCACAAAUUAAUUCACUGUCGCGUUCCAAUGCGGCUUCUGUAAAUGAGCAUAACGAAACUGUUAGAUCUGGCAGCAUCAAGAAGGCGAAGCAUCUGGAAGUAAUUCGAUGAGAUUCUCAGUACGCGUUACCAGAGAAACGGGAAGUACCACCUAGACAGAGCUGAACUUGUCCCUAUGACGUAAUAAUAACGUCUAUUGUUUUUCAACUGUGGUUUGUAAACUGUGGUUCUUGGCAAAGACGAUUCCGAAAACCAAGUAAUUAUAUCAGCCUGCAACGUGAAUACGAAAGCUUCUUAUGUGAAAUGCAGUGGCUCCUAAAUGCUUGAUAGUUAUGUAUAAAAACGUGUUUCUCACCGCAUUUCUUGGGCUUGUCAGAUAAAAUCUGACACAUCCUUCUCGGCGACUGAACUACGAGUAGCGGCUUCUGCUUCCUCAAGUUCAGAGGAAGGUGCAGCAGAUAAAAAGCAGGAAAAAUUGUCAUAUUUUCCUGAAGGAGCUCGCUUUGAUUCUUGUUAAGUAAAAUAUCGAAGAUGGCUCAGUUUCAGUCUCAAGAUAUUGCCUCGCGAUUUUGAAAAUCUGUAAUCAUUUAAGAUGGCAGAUGUCGCAGUUCAGUAAAGCACGUGGUUACGGACGACAACGACCGAAGUAAAGCUGUAGUAAGGAUGAUGAGCUUUUUAUUCCCACCAUCGCCACACCCAGUAGGUAUAUGGGACGAGUGAAACUUCGUGUCCAAUAGGAAACGAUGGAAGGUUUGAAUGUGAUAAAGUUGACUGAAACGUGAGGUAAGCUUCUUCAUGUUGCGUUGUGUAAAGUAAAGUAAAGUUUGUCCCACUAUACGCCAUGUAGGCGUUUGGGGGGAGAGGAGGUAUAGCUCCUCUCUUCCUUGACCUCGGCACUAGAUGGGGGUGAGUGGUCAGCA